AUGUUCGUGCCUGCGGCGCGUUCUUUGACAGAUUACGAUUUGAAGGCAUUUUCGAUGUUUUUAAAUCGCAACGAAUCCUUGUUUUGUUUGACAGGGGCCGGGAUCUCAACAGAAUCUGGUAUUCCCGAUUACCGAAGCAAGGGCGUAGGAUUGUACGACCGAGAAAAUCACAAACCAAUCACUCACCAAGAGUUUGUUCGCUCGGCGAAAAAUCGGCAGCGCUAUUGGGCAAGAAAUUACGUUGGCUACAAGUACUUUUCCAUUCGGCAGCCAAAUGCGAAUCACGAUGCUAUCGACAAACUCAUCAAGCGCGGAAAGAUUAAAAAUCUUGUUACGCAAAACGUCGACGGGCUGCAUCUCAAAGCUGGCAGCCACGAUCUGGUGGAACUUCACGGAAACAAUCACCGAGUAGUUUGCCUUGAUUGUCAUCGUAUCAUUGCCAGGGCCAAGCUUCAAACAUUACUUGACGUGGCAAACGUCAAUUGGGAAACCCCCGUUACAGAGGAAACUGUCAUGGCACCAGAUGCGGACUCUGUUUUAACUCCAGACCAGAUACAAGGCUUCCAAGUUUGCGAUUGUCCAUAUUGCGGCGGUGUUCUGAAACCUGAUGUCACUUUCUUUGGUGAUAAUGUUAACUACAAUCUUGUUCAAAGUUGCUAUCAAAGCGUUCGAAACAACGAUGCCUGCCUUGUAGUCGGUUCGUCUCUCUUUGUUUGGUCAGGCUUUCGCUUCAUCAGAGAAGCUAUCAGUCAUGGGAAGGAUGUUUUCGUUAUCAACAUCGGCGACACCAGAGCCGAUGCAUUUGCCAAAAAGAACAAUUUGUCGAGUACGCAAUACUCAAAGUGCGAAGUGCAAGCGUCUUUCCUGCUCAAUCAUUUUGUUGAUUCUGAUAUUCCCGAUCAUUUAUGA
Molecule: messenger RNA, 909 nt
Organism: Oikopleura dioica
Lineage: Eukaryota; Metazoa; Chordata; Appendicularia; Copelata; Oikopleuridae
Source: the annotation of a GenBank genome assembly